CCGUAGUCUUCCCCCCUCUCUCUCUUCCUCCUUCUCCUCUCCUUCCGUCGUUACCUGUCCGGUAAGUUUACACCUUCUCUCAGAGGGACGAUGUCCAACCUACCAGCCGGAUUUUCCUGCUCUCGGUAAAACUUCAGAGGAAGGAGGAGAAAUGAAUCUGAACACAGGAAUGUAGCUCACAGGUGUGAAGAAACCUUUAUUUCUGAUGAGAGUUUGAUAAAGUUUGAAGAGAUUUUUACACCAGAAGAAGAAGGAGAGGAAGAAAAAGAGGAAGAUGUUUUCGUUCCUGAGGAAAGGUAAGAACUCUGACAGGUGCUCUGACGGAAAGUUUUGGGGUUUAUUUAGUCGGUUUACCUGGGAGGGGUUUAACAUCAGACUGUUUCUACAGUUACACCUGUACCUGUGUGUAUUUGAGGUACUUUUACUUCCCUUUAGUGUUUUAUUUAAAUACUUACAGUCACUUGAACUCCACAAAAGUUGAGGUAGUUGAUGUGGGAUUACUUUUAACUUUACUUAAGUGACUUUGAAUCUAGGUAACUAAUAUACAGACUAAGGACUAUGAUUUUUUUACUGUUUUUAUUUAUCUAUUUAUUAAUUUAUGUGUAUUUUGUUUUUUCAAACAUAUACGUACAGCGCCAAAGUUAAACUGAAAACAAACAAACAUAACUAGUGAGAAUAUUCAAAACAACAAUAGCAAUAAUCAAAGCAAGAAAAUAAAAAAUUAAAUUAAAAGAAACUUAUAAUAAUAAUGUGAACCCAACAUGUCUGAAAAGGAGUAGGAUGAAUGAAUGACCCAGUUUUUAGUUAAUAUACAAACUAUGACUAUGAUUUUUAAUUUUUUAUAUUUUUCAUUUUUUAUUUUUUUUUAUUUUUCAUUUUUUCAAACAAACAUAACUAGUGAGAAUAUUCAAAACAACAAUAACAAUAAUCAAAGCAAGAAAAUAAAAAAUAAAUUAAAUUGAAUUAAAUAAAAAACAAAAACAUAAUAAUAAUAAUGAGAACCCCACAUGUCCCACUGAGCGAAAGACGGCUAUUAGACGUCUAGUUUAUUCUUAGACCUAAUUUCAACCCCCUAGAUUCUGUAUUUUUUUAGACAGAGUUUAGACGUUGCACUUUAACCCAUUAUUUAAUAACUAUUUACUUCAAAAAGUAACUGUGAGUAGCAUAAUUGAUCUCCAAGUACUUCACCAAAAUAACUGUGAUAGCUGUCAAGCAAAAUACAGUGUAAUAUAGAUAUAGCCCAAAUUUAGACUUGGCCUAAAUCUGGACGUCUAAAAAACGUUCAUUUUUAGACCUGUUGUAGCCUGAUUUUAGACCAGUCAUCUAGGCUACAUUUAGACGUCUAUUAGACCUCUUUUAGACCUUUUUUAAACCUACCCCUUCUCCUUUACUCAAUAAUGUCAGUCAGUCUCCAGCAAAAUUAAAUUGUAUAAACAGAAAAAUACAACAUAAAAACUAUAAAUAAGUACAUUAAUCACUCUAUAGUUAAUUCCCUUCUUCCUUCCCCCUGUACCUGCUGAGAACCGUGUUUUUGUACCGCUUCUUAAACUGGGUCAUGCUUAGACAACACUUGAGCUCCACACCUAAUCUGUUCCACAACUUUACUCCACAAACACAAACACAAAAACCUUUUAAUGUUGUACAUACAAAAACAGUUAAUGCUGAUGCUUUAGGUAAAAGUCCCCCCUCAGAUGAAAAAACUAUUUUUUGAUAUUUCCAGGCAGUAGAUUGUUUAUUGCUUUGUACAUGAUUUGUACUGUUUGAAAGUUAGAAUUGAACGUCUUAAGUGAUGAAUUUAGUUUUUGUGUUUAGUUUUUAAGGAGUAGCAGUGACUGGAUUAUACUGUUCAGCUAGAAACUUAAUUUUGUAGUUUUGAAAAAGAAAUGAGCGCACAAAAGAGACAGAAAGAUAUCAUAUUUAAAGAUUUAUAAGAAGCAUAAUGAACGGCAGAGUUAAUCACAAUGAAAUUUGGUAUGAUACAGUUCCAUACAGUGCAGUAUAUACAAUAUGGUAAUAAUAAUGAUAACUUUAGCACUUGUAAUAACAAUAAAGUUGACAGACAGGUAGAACAAGAACCUAACAUACCGAAAACUAAACACGUAUAUCAGAAACCCAAACAAGAACCUUUAAGAAACAACAAGAGCCCAGACGACCCUCUGACCUCAGACCUGAUGACUCAAAAUUUAGAGACGUAAAAACAAUAAAAGCAGCCGGAUGAGAUAAAGCAGUAAAGAGAGAUAAUGAGAGCUUUAAAAUUGAUAAAGGACUCAUAAGAUUCAGCUUGAAAACAUAAUUAAACAAAAUGGUGAUACACUCAGCAGCAAUAAGAAGAUGAGGAACAAUAAAGAGAGUUAAACUUAGGAAAAAAAAGAGAUGAAACAGCAUAAAGAAAUGAAAGUAUUAAAGUUAAUGAUGUGAUUAAGAUAGAGUAGAAAACAGCAAAAGGAUGAUAAAAAGAGAAAAUAUAAAUAGAUAAAUUCAUAACUAAAUACACAGUUUUACACAUACUGUAAAAGAGGUGAGUUUAAAGAAGUGAUUUAACAGGCAGCGCUGAUUCUGAGAGUCUUAUCUCCUAAAGCAGGUCGCUCCACAGUCUCUGAUGGCAAAGGUUCAGUCUCUAUCGGAUUUAAGCCUCGACUUUGGGACAUCUAGGAUGUUCCCGCUCAAAUAUCUAGGGCUGCAGUCCGGCUCGUCCAGAGUCAGAGAAAAGAGAGUUUUGUUUGACACAAAUGUAUGAGAGAGAACUAGUUUAAUUUUGACAGUGGAUCAGAUCUGGUUAAAGCUUCAGGGGUCCUCAGGUCUCUGGUGGAAGUAUAUCUGUGCGUCGUCUGCUUAGCAAUGAAAGGAGACUCUGUGGAGCUGAUUUCAAAGUAAAAGCGGACCUAAAACUGAACCUUGCGUAACACCACAGGUGGUUUGAUUUGAAGGGUAAGAGUGAAACCAAUUAAAGGGAUAUUCCGGCAUAAAAUAACACCGUAACACCGAGUUAGACAACCCGUCGAGAGAUGAAUGUUGCCGACCGCUUGCUUCUCUAGUUAUACCAACUUUAGUAACGACCGCAGGAUAGAACGCCACUCUAUAGCCACAAAUAAUGCUCAGAACAGCACCUAACUUCAUCAACAGGACAUAUAGGGUCACAGACAUAGUACUAAAGAAAGUACUGAGCAAAAAGACUAAACACAACUCACCUACUCUCUUCCAGCAGCCGUUUGUUUGUAGUGAGACCUCGAGCCAGUCCAUAACGAACUACAGUGGGGUGACGCAGCUCAAGGAAGAACAUUUAUGAUCAUUUCUUUAUCAUUUCCUUGAAGUAAUAAUCACCAUAUUGAUCAUUUUUCUCUGCAGACGCUGUAGUUCUUCUGCCUUAGCGUCUCGGUCUGAUUGUAUUUCCUUGAAGAAAUGAUCAUGUUUUGUCUUUUUAUUGUUUUGCCCUGUUGCUUGGAUUUUACUGUUAUUGUUGUCUUGUUGCGCACUUUGAGAUUUGUUUUUAAAUGUAAAGUGCGUUACAAAUAAAAUCUAUUAUUAUUAUCAUUAUAAAUGUUCUUCCUUGAGCUGCGUCACCCCGCUGUAGUCUGUAAUGGACUGGUCGCUGGAAGAGAGUAGGUGAGUUGUGUUUAGUCUCUUUGCUAAAGAAAUGAGUCAAAGUUAAAAAGAUGUUUGGUGUCUAGUACUAUGUCUGUGACCCUAUAUGUCCUGUUGAUGAAGUUAGGUGCUGUUCUGAGCCGGAAUAUCCCUUUAAAUACAGCGUAUAUGAUAAUAAAUUAAAUUCUAUGUAAUAAUAAAAUAAACUAUAAGCAGUUUGUCAGUUUACCUCCUGAUUAUUCUGGAUAGUAAACAUUAUUAAAGUGUUUCUGGGUAAAUUAUAAAGCCACACCGUCUCCAACAACAAAUCAGGGAUUAGCUGUAAAAUUUCCCCUCAUGGUUUUCUGUGUGCGGCAGAUUUAAUUCUGUGUGCGCUGAGAUUACGCCUGUGACUGUAAUCCUGUUAUAAUUACACCUGUGUGCUUCCAGUCAGAGACCCCCCACCUGAGAACAUCCACAUAUCCUGUCUGCCGCCCAGUAUUCCCACAGAUCAGGAGCCGGACCACACUGGAGGACGAGGUAAAGUGGAUGUUUGUCCUGUUGGCGGUUUAGUUACAGAGUUACGGCGAGUCUAGACUUUUGAAUUAAAGCCCCUAAUUUCACACAUUUGUGCUUUUAAUUUCCCUCAAACCAGAAAAAAAAUCAACAUUAUACUGAUGAAAAAGUCGUAUAAGAUAUUGUUCAGCAUAUAAACACAGAGUAGAGCGCAGCAGUGACCUCAAACCACUUCCUGUCAGAGUGUGACCUACAGAGUCGUCCCCAGGGUGUCUUGUGUCGUCUGUAGACAUGAUUUAUUGUGUAUGUAGUUUGUGUUGUUUCUUAUACGAUAGUUAACGUGUUUUUUUCAUGUUUUCCCAGGUGACCCGGUGGAAGAGAAAGCCGUGAUCCAGACCACGCACACGCACAGAGUCACGCCGCCUUCAGUCUUCCUCCAGAGACAAGAUAAUGAUCCUGUUUCUAGUACUUACUUUGACCAGAGGGUUCCUGUUCCCGAGGACCACAGUGAGGUAACGGUGUUAUGGUAGAUGCUGUCAUCAUCAUCUUCAUCUUCAGUUCAGUAAGUUACUCUAUAUUUGACAUUAUUUUUAUUACCGUUUGUGUUUCUCUCUCUCUCUCUCCUCCAGAGGGGAAUUAGUCUCCGUAAACUCUGGGCCUUCACUGGACCCGGGUUCCUGAUGAGUAUAGCCUACCUGGACCCGGGUAACAUCGAGUCGGACCUGCAGUCUGGUGCUAAAGCUGGUUUUAAGGUGAGGCUGAAUACUUUUUUUUUUUUUUGACAAAUAAAUACACGUCACCAUUUUCUCUCCAAGUCCUUGUUGAGUUUGAACAAAGACCAGGAGAUUUAGUUUGUAAUCGGAUUACAAAAGGAAAUCCUUAUUUGGAAAUGUUCGAUAUUUUUCCUGAAGUGUUGAGGCGACGGCGCUGCUGCCGCUCAGUAAUGAGGUUACAAUUAAAACAUUAUCUUUAUUUAUUAGAAUAUAUGAAUAAAUCCUGAAAAAAAAAAACAGAUCUAAGGUGAGCUCUCCUCAGCUGGACCGAUUUUAUUUCAUUUUUUAUUUUUAGAAAAUAUUUAUAUUGAACAUUAAGCAUCACGUUUUUAUCAAACAGUGCAUACAUUUUUUUUGAGAAUGAUAGAAGAAAUACAGACCACAGAGCCUCCCCAGUCCAUGAGCCAUCUUGUCCUGGUUUGGGACGAGUCCUCCAGAAUAAACUGCACAUCCUUGACCCCCCACAUAAUCAAGAAACAGAGUCCAGACACAAUAGAGCUGUCCAACUGUCCCUCUGGACCAAUAUGUCAAAUAUUCCAUAGGAAGCAAAUCAAAUCUGACCUUAUGUCAGUCAGAGACAGUCGGUGGUUUAUGUGAAACCCGUUUCAAUAGUUCACUUUUAGGUGCAGCAGAUGUUAACACACGCCGAGCGAUUUUAGGCAUUCCUAAGAGGAGGUAAACUGGUUCCACCUUCAUGUUCUCACUGAAAACCAAAUAAAGCUCUGUGAUCACUUUGAUCCAAAACUCUUGAACACGAGUGUUUGACCAUAUUGAAUCUAUAAAACUGCCGACCUCCUUUCUGCGUUUGAUACGGACAGCCGAGUUUUCAGGGUCCAUCCUAUGUCGAAGUUAAGAACGGGUCUAAAGGUGGUGUAGUAGUCUGAACUGUAACUCUUUAGUUGUAGUUUACACUCUGAUAUUUUACUGGCACGCUCCCAUAUACCUGUGUGGCUUUAUUUGCUUUACUGGAUUUAUAGAGGUCCUCAUAGCGUUGUCCUAAUAUUGAGAGUAAUUCUUCAUCUGGUGACAUUUCUCUGUUAAAUUUAUAUUCACUUUGGUCAUGUAUGAAGUUUGUAGCUGGACCGGUUUUAAAGAAGUAAUAAAUACAACAAGGAAACUCGACUUUGUUUAACCUCCUAUCAGAGUAAAGAUCAGACUGAAGUAUCGGCAAACAAAGAGACACUUUGACCUUCUGGGACCAGGAUCUGAAAAUCAAACUUCCUCUAACGUUUGUUUCAUUUUCAGUUCUGUGAACUUUGUAAACUAUUUGGUUUUUACCGAGGCAAAAAAACUUCGAUUUAGAAGUGUUUGAUAAUUUCUCUUGUUUUAAAACUUAAUUUCUUAUUUUAAGCGUUUAACUAUAAUCUUAUAUCAAGCACAAACUUAUCUUUUUUUGUGUGUCAAAUAUGCAGGAAAUCUUAAAAUCAGUUAAACUCCAUCUUUCUCCCAAAGUCUCAUCAAAAGGAAUCUUGUUUCAAGAUGAACCUGCUUGGACUGAGACAGAGUUUAGUCAUUCUUCACUAAUACUGGGUAUUUUUUCUCUAAAUUUGUAUUUUUUUGUUUAACUAAUCUUCAGCUUAAUUUGCUAAAAAUAAGAAAACAAAAUGUGUCAGAGCUUAUAUUUAGUAUAUUUCACUUAUUUUGAGGCUGUAAAAAAGUUACUUUUUAAGUUAUCUCAUCUAAAAACCAAAAUUUUCUCCCAAUCUUAAACUUAUAUUUAGUACAUUUCACUUAUUUUUUAGGCUGUAAAAGUUAAAUUUCAAGUAAUCAGGUCUUAAAACCAGCAUUUUAUACUAAUUUUAUGCUUAUAUUUAGUAUAUUUAGUAUAUUUAACUUAUUUUUAGGGCUGUUAAAGUUAAAUUUUAAGUAAUCUGAUCUUAAAACCAGCAUUUCUGUCUUACUUUAAGCUUCCAAAUACAUUUGUAAACAUGCAUAUUUCUAGAUUUAACAAUCUUAAUUAAAGAAAUCUUGUCAAGUGAAGUUAUUUGCUGCAUGGACAGAUAAUUUCACUUGUUUUUUGUACCUUUUUCCUCAGAUUUAGUGUUUAUAUCUUGUUUUUAGACCCUUCUUUUUUUGCAGUGAAGUCGUUACAAAACAGAGAAUGUUUUAUUUUUACAGCAUCUAAAAUCAGGAGUCACCUCCACAGUUAUCUCAGCCCUGAUUUUAACUCUCAUACUACGUUCCUUCCGCCCUGUUAGCUCCUCUGGGUGCUGCUGGGAGCCACCAUCAUCGGCCUGCUGCUGCAGCGGCUGGCGGCUCGGCUGGGCGUCGUCACCGGGAUGCACCUCGCCGAAGUCUGCAACCGCCAGUACCACACGGUGAGGAAUCAGACACAGUCGAUACGCAAACACAGAUUUAAGUAAAACUGAAAUGAUGGAGUUUGACAGGAACUUUGAGGCAGCGAUCAGAAGUAAUCCUGGUUCGCUGUUUCUGCCUCGUUACGUAACCGGCUUUGUUCUAACAGCAUCUGUAAUCUGUGGAUUAUUUGAUCAAGACCGUGACCUCGAGAAAGGUCACCAAAACUGUAACAAAAUGCUGGAAUUUACAGGUAGAGGCCGACGUGAUUUAAUGGAAUAUUCAUGUGAAUUUACACCUUAAUUAAGAGCGUCGCUGCUCCUCUGAUACCUGAGAGGAAACUCCAGCGUUAACCCCGAGAAUGCCGAUCAUGUGACCCUCCUUUUCUUCUCUGUUUCUGCCCCCUGAAGCUCCUUUCAGUUUCAGCCGGAAACAUCUGAACUGUUUAAAGGAGCCAAACGCAGAGCUGAGGAAUGUAGAUGUCUGAUCCAGUCAGUCUUCAUUUACAUAAAUCAUUAAAAUGUCAUGGAGCAGGUUUCUAAAAAUAGAUCUGAAUCUGAGUUUGGGAUUAAUGUAAGGCUUAUCACGGUGUGUUUUUAUGAUAUCAUAAAUGAUCGUGUGUCCUCAAACAGCCACAGACAGAAGAACCAAAGGUCGACUGAGUAUCCUGAUGGAAAACCUGGUGUUUGUGUUAGACUAGAGAGACACGGUGGUCUCCUCCGAGGACAAGAGUCCAGUCUGUAAAAUGCAAAUCUCAACACGGUGUCAGGAUACGACGACUUUUUUCCAUUAACAACAUUUUAGAGAGAAAAUUUGACUUUUUACUGCUUUAAAACAGCUUCAGGCACAAUUGAUAUCACAUUUAUUUUAACUCUUUUAACACAAAACUUAAAUUAAAUCUUCUUUUUGUAAAGAAAGGAAAAUAAACCACUUAACCUUCACCUCCUUUCAUUUUCAAAUCUGAUAACAGCUGUUUUUCUCAACUCUUGUGUCACUUGUUGUCGAGUUUUCAUUCAUUCUCUCUGAAGGUCGUGUAAAGUGUCUUCCUGUCUGUCCGUCAAGGUGCCUCGGAUCAUCCUGUGGCUGAUGGUGGAGCUGGCGAUCAUCGGCUCGGACAUGCAGGAGGUCAUCGGCUGUGCCAUCGCCUUCAGCCUCCUCUCCUCGGGCAGGUGAGGACAGCGGACGCGGUUUUAUCAGACAGACUCCGGCGUGUUUCUUCCUGUCUCUUUGCUGACCUUUGCUGAUCGCGGACAGUAAAGUCACCCCGCCGUCUUUUAAGAGUCGAGGUUAACAGCUUCAUCCGGUACGACCUGACGACGUUAACAAUUACUCGUGGUUUUAUUUGCUUUUGUGGGUCAUAUAAAGAUAUCUCUGUCAAUCUCCGGCUGUUUCACAACCACAUAAAAAUGUCCUCUAGGAGCUUUUUAUAAAUAUAUAUGAGAUUAAAUCAUGACUCUCUUUAUAAAGUACCUGUAGAGGUUUGUUAACUGUUUAGACCGUCAGUGAGAAGAAAGACUGAAUAAACAGCUGUUUUAAUUUUUCCACCGCGAAACAUUUAGUUGUUAAAGUUUUGUCAGAGCAAACAGACAAGAGGAAAAGCUUCGUCUGCAAGUUUCUCGCAGUAAUCAGAGUUCCUACGAAAGUAUGGAAAUAAAUUUGAUCAAUUUCUGGCUCUUGAAAAGUCUGGAAAAAUUAAAGAUAGAAGUAUUAAAAAUAUUCAUGUUUCCAGUGUUUUCUAAAAUAGGAAAGUAGGUAUUUCUAAAUUUAAUUCUAAAUAUUAGGGUAUAGAAAAUUAUGGAAAUUCCAACUGUGUAGGAACGCUGGAAUAAAAGCUAAAUUUGUCUAUGGUUUAAAGGGAUAUUCCGGUGUAAAAUUAAUUUAGGGUCAAACACACCGUAACACCAAGUUAGACCCCCCCUCCAGAGAUGAAUGUUGUCGACCGCUUGCUUCUCUAGUUAUACCAACUUUAGUAACGACCGCAGGAUAGAAAUACAGAGAGCCACGCCCUCAACCAAAACGCCACUCUAUAGCCACAAAUAAUGCUCAGAACAGCACCUAACUUCAUCAACAGGACAUAUAGGGUCACAGACAUAGUACUAGACACCAAACAUCUUCUUAGCUGCUUGUUUGUAGAGAGACCUCGGGCCAGUCCAUUACAGACUACAGCGGGGUGACGCAGCUCAAGGAAGAACAUUUAUGAUCAUUUCUUCAUGGAAAUACAAUCAGACCGAGACGCUAAGACAGAAGAACUACUGCGUCUGUAAAAUGAUUAAUAUGGUGAUUAUUACUUCAAGGAAAUGAUAAAGAAAUGAUCAUAAAUGUUCUUCCUUGAGCUGCGACACCCCGCUGUAUGUCCUGUUAAUGAAGUUAGGUGCUGUUCUGAGCAUUAUUUGUGGCUAUAGAGUGGUGUUUUGGUUGGGGGCGUGGCUCUCUGUAUUGCUAUCCUGCGGUCGUUACUGAAGUUGGUAUAACUAGAGAAGUAAGUGGUCGGCAACAUUCGUCUCUCGAGGGGGUGUCUAACUCAGUGUUACGGUGUGUUUGACCCUAAAUUAAUUUUACAUCGGAAUAUCCCUUUAAGUUUAGCAUCUAAGUUGUAGAUGCAAAGUGAUCUUGUCUGUUCAGGCCCAGGUUUGACCUUGAUCCUCAGCCACUCGGUGCAUGUCACCCAUACUUUGUCCACCUUAUAUUUGUCGUCUCUCAAAGGGACAAAAAAUCUGUUUUGGGGGAUAAAAUGUUUUUGCAUUGAAAGUGGUCCUGACUCCUGGAUCUGUCCUAACACUGCAUGUCAAAUAAAGGAGAAACACUUAUCCUGGAUCAGCUUUGAGGCUCUCUUCAGUAGUUUAAUUUUUCAUUUAAGAACUCUAAAAGUAACAAACACUUUUGGAUAAAUCAGAGUGGAGUGGACAGAAAGACUCGAGCUCUUUAAAUGUGGACUUAUCCAGAGCUCUUGAUUACUGAAGAGCUCUUUAGAGCUCUUAGAUUACUUAGUUUAAGUCCACUCCUCAGCGCAGUUUAGAACUAGUCUUUUGAUAUCGUAACGUUGAUGAUUUUCUCUGUGUUUAAUCUCAGGAUCCCUUUAUGGGGCGGCGUCCUCAUCACCAUCAUCGACACGUUCGUUUUCCUCUUCUUGGACAAGUACGGUACGUUUUGGUUAAUGUAAGGAGGAAGUUAUCGCCUCAGACACGGAGAAUAAACCGUCUCUAUUCUGUCCGUACAGGUUUGAGGAAGCUGGAGGCCUUCUUCGGUUUGCUCAUCACCGUCAUGGCGAUCACCUUUGGAUAUGAGGUACGAAUGUGACUGAGGUUUUAAGAGCUUAUUCCUUCUUAAUGUCAAAUCAAAUCCCACAAAUGUCUCUGAACCAGUUUUCUCAUAUUUGUUUGUUCAGCUCAGACGCCUUCAAAAUAAAAGCAUCUUCAUCACCCAUAAGAAGCUUUAAUCUCCACUCUUCUUUCUUCCUGUCAGUAUGUGGUGGUGAGUCCAGACCAAGGCGAGGUCCUGAAGGGGAUGUUCGUGCCGUACUGCGCCGGCUGUGGACCGGUCCAGCUGGGUCAAGCCGUGGGCAUCGUAGGAGCCGUCAUCAUGCCUCACAACAUUUACCUCCACUCUGCUCUGGUCAAGGUGUGUUCAAGCAGCUGAGUCCUCCUUAAAAAUCAGAUUAAUGAAGAAUUUAAACGGUCAAACUUUGCCCUCGUAGUCUCGAGAGGUGGAUCGCACGAACAAGAAAGAAGUCCGAGAGGCCAACAAGUAUUUCUUCAUCGAGGCGACCAUCGCGCUCUUCGUCUCCUUCCUCAUCAACGUGUUUGUGGUGUCGGUGUUUGCGGAGGCUUUUUACGGACGCACGAACGAAGAGGUGGUGAGUGUCUCUGCUGAAGCCGCUCUGUUUUCGUCUUUGGCUGCUUUUCUUCAGGAUUUUCCCUUUUUUUUCCCCAGUUCACUGUUUGCAACGAGACCGGCAGCCCUCAUUCACACAUGUUCCCUCUGGACAACCAAACUCUAGCUGUGGACAUCUACAAAGGGGUGAGUCUGAAACUGCCUCAGAGUCAUCCAAACACAGCAGAUCUUAAAUUAAAUGAAGAAAACGUGCUUUUAUUUUGAAAUAAUCACAGAAAUCAGAGCCACAGAGAGAGUUUGAGUAAAAGAGCUUUAAUACACAUGAAAACUCAGCUGCGUUUGAACCUGCUGAACUGCUGAACGUUGAGUCCAUGUUUCUUGUUUGUGUGAUGUUUAAAGAGGGUUUAUGCUGCCCUCUAUUGGCCAAACACGGAUGCAGGACAAACGCUGAAAAAUGGUGAAAUUCUGAUGCAAUGUGGUGCAAAAUGAGACCUUUAAGAAAUAAUAACCUAGAUGUAAACGAGAGAUACUGAAAACUGUAGAGCUUCAGAGGAUAGAGCUGCAAACACAACCAGACUUAGACUCAAACUCCUGCUAUGUUUGGAAUAUAACAAUAAUAACGGUUGAAUUAAAGGUUGGAAUUGUGUUGUUUGUGUGUCUGAUGCAGGGUGUGGUGCUGGGCUGUUUCUUCGGCCCGGCAGCGCUCUACAUCUGGGCCGUGGGGAUCCUCGCAGCUGGUCAGAGCUCCACCAUGACCGGGACGUACUCGGGACAGUUCGUCAUGGAGGUCAGUGUGGAGCGGGAAUCAAAACACACAAAAUCAAACAUGAUCAUACACGGAUGGUUUUUGAUUCAAGGUACAAAAAUCUGGAUUUUUCUGUCUUCAGGGUUUCCUGAAUCUGCGUUGGUCACGUUUCGCUCGGGUGUUGCUGACCCGUUCCCUCGCCAUCACUCCUACCCUGCUGGUCGCCAUCUUCCAGGACGUGCAGCACCUGACCGGCAUGAACGACUUCCUCAAUGUGCUGCAGAGUUUACAGGUCAGUCAGGAGAGAAAGUCAGACACUAGAAGCUUCAUUGAAGAAUCUCUCCUCCUCUAACUGUCUGACUUCUGUCCAGUGGUCCGAAUUAUAAGAUACAGUCCUAUAAGAUAUGAUGAUAUGACACAGUGUGGUUCAAAACUACAGGACAUGACUCAAUACUGUAUCAAGAGUAUGAGACGAUGUGGUACAAUGAGGUGUAAUUUGAUAAAAUAUCACAAUACAACAUGAAAAACAACAAGAUGAUAAGAUACAACAUGAUACAAUAUUUUACAGUCGGACAAAAUACAAUAUGAAAGGACACAAUCGAUACGUCAUGAUAAGAUACAACACAGUAUGAUACAAUAGGAGGCAAUAGGUUAAAAAGUUACAUUAUUUUACUUCACAUUACAUUAUGUUACUUUACGUUACUUUGUUUAAGUUACUUUGUUUAUGUGAGGUUACAUUAUGUCAUUUUAGUAGACUGAACUUUACUUAUCUUUACUUUAUUCAACUUUAAGUUACUUUAGAUAAAGUAUUAUUACUCUGCGUUAUGUUACCAUACAUUACGUUACUGUGUUAUGUUAUGUACGUUAUGUUACUUUGUUUGUAUUACUUUGUUUAUGUUAGUUUACAUCAUGUCAUUAUUUCUUUACGGAACUUAACGUAUCUUUACUUUAUUUUACUUCACGUUAAGUUACUUUUCGUUUCUUAGGUUACUUUGUUUACAUCAGGUUACAUUAAGUCAUUUACUUUACUCUUAACUUAUCUUUACUUCAUUGUACUUUACAUUAAGUUACUUCACUGUAAGUUAAGUCUACAUGAAGUAAUUUCACUUUAUGUUGCAGUAUAUUACGUUACUGAAUGUUACGUUACAUUAUGUUACGCUACUAUACAAUACAUAACAAUAUUGUGCUCUAUGUUACUUUGUUUAUGUUACUUUGUUUAUGUGAGGUUACAUUGUCAUUAUUUCUUUACUUUCUUUUACUUUACGUUAAGUUACUUUACAUCACUUUGUUUACAUUAUUUGACGUAAAGUCAGUUACUUUGCUCUUCUUUACUUCUCUUUUCUUUACUUUAUUUUACUCUUAGUUUCUUUACAUUACUUUUUGUUCCUUUGCGUCACUUUACAUGAAGUAAUGUUGCUUUAUGUUUCCGUACAUUACAUCACUGAAGGUUAUGUUACAUUAUGUUACGUUACUGUACAAUACACAACCUUAUGUUACAUUACCGUACGUUACCUUAUGUUACAAAACAUUUCAAAACAACACAAUAUAAAAUCAAAUCUAUUUAUUUAAGAAUAAAAAACUUGUGCAGAGACCAUAAAGAAGGUAUUUCAGCAGUUUUGAAAUGCUUUGAACUUUAUUUUUAAUAAUUUGAAACAAAUGACUGGAUUUUUAUCAAACAUAAUUUAGACAGAAGGUUGUAAAGAUGGAGGACGCUUCUUAUCUGUAAUAACUGGGUAACAGGAGAAAUUUGAAGUAAAUUUCCUGUUGGCAAAGACUAAAUUCUCUCAUAAGUUCACAGAAAAACUUUCUACUUUUUAGUAAAUACUUUAAAUACCUUUCAUCGCUGGUUUCUCUGAUAUGAUUCUUAUCUCCCCUGUUUUUCUUACAGCUUCCAUUCGCCCUGAUCCCCAUCCUCACUUUCACCAGUCUGCCGUCUCUCAUGGAGGAGUUUGCUAACGGACUGUGAGUGAAACUGGAUCCUGAAACACAAAGACAACAAAGAUUAAUUCCCCCUCAAAAAUACGUAUUCUUUUGUCCUCCUCGCAGAGUUUUUAAGAUCGGAGGAGGCCUGGUGAUCCUGAUGGUGUGCUGCAUCAACAUGUACUUCGUGGUGGUCUAUGUGACCGCUCUGAACAGCGUGUGGCUGUACGUGUUGGCGGCGUUCCUCUCCAUAGCAUACCUGACAUUUGUGGGAUAUUUGGUAGGUAACUUUAGGUCGUUCUGCUGCGGCUGAACUUCGUUCCGCUGUAAAAUGAAAACUUUAUUCGUCCUAACACACUGACUAUAUCAUCUAAUGUGAAGUAAAAUAGAAAAGCUGAACCUGUGCUCCUUUUCCUGCUGGUGAAGUGAGAGUUUUAGGUUCAACUGGAGGAAAAUGGUUUGUCCGAUGAGAACAUCUCAGAAAUCUUUAUGAAAAAAGUGAAAUUAUGUGUUAGUAUGUCUGUGAUUUUGUUCGAACGGGCCGGGACGCUCUUGUGAGAUAGAUUUUUGAUCCCAGUGAGGCUAAAUAAAUGAAAAAAUGAAUAAGUAUUACACGCUUUUAAGGAUAUUAGUGUCUUUAUCUUUGCUUAGAUUACGCACUUUGAGGACCUGAGCUGGUGGAAGUGGACUCUAUAAAAGUCCUCUGAAAUAUGAAAACCUGAUUCCUCCUAUUUAAAUUCACUGACAUCGUCUUUGUCUUCUAUGUUCGGAGACUCUGUGUGUGUUCUCUGUUUGAUGGUGCGGUUUUGUGUGUCUGUCCCUUCGCUGCAGGUGUGGCUGUGUCUGAUAGCUCAGGGUGUUUCUUGGUUGGAUCCGAGCGCGAAGAAAGGGAACGACACGUCCGUCCUGAUCCAGCGGGAGCCGGAGUUUGACUCCUGAGCGGACCCUCGUUUUGUGAGAAACCCGACUUUACUCUAAACUGUGUUCUUCUUCCUCCUCCUCCUGCGCUGCCACUCAUCCGGAGUAUGAGAGGUUUUUCAGGGUUGAUGUAACCCGAAGGUGCAUGACAGACUGAAACUGAAGAAGCGAGUUAGUCAGAAAUGAACACGGCGCACAAACUUAACGUCGUCACUCCAUCAAUCAUAGGCAUUAAAAGGUGACAGGUGAGGUACACCAUGUUCUGCAGGUACUUCUCUUCAUGUGAAGGUUUCAGUAGCUAAAAGUGAUACCUCAGGUUUUACAGAUCUUCCUAAAUUGUGUUUUUAUUCAGUCAGACUGGAGUGGAUGUGUUGGUUUUGUAGUUUCAGAGUUGCGUUUGUCUGUUUUUUGCUGCUCUUUCGUACAAAUUCACACACAACUAUCAGCAGAUUACCACAUCGGACACUUUAUUUAAUUUCUUACUGUUCGUUUGUGAAGAGGAGUGUGUAGAAAAUCACUACCGCUCACUGUAGCAUUCACAACCUUGACUUGUUGCAGUGAGUGUAAAUGUCUGUUUCUGCAGACUUGGUAGAAAUAGACUGUUAUCUUUGUAAAUAUGUAUAAAUUAGUGCGUUAUCACCUUAAUUUAAAGAUUAUCUCGUGUUUUUUCCACUGACAAAUCUUCUUUUUAUGCCUCCAUGCGAGCAGAGGUGCCGACCUGCACUGUCAUGUUUCUACGGUAGCUCAGAGAGGACAAACUUGUGACAUACUCGCUGUCAGUGCACCAGAUAGAGGAAGAUCCUGGUAGUUAAACAAGUGAAGGAUCAUUCUCACCGAGCGUCUUGUCCUCAAAGGCCACUGAUGCUUCACUGAUGCGAGGGGUGAGUAAGGGGGCGUUUCAGUCCAGGAUCGAACCCCCAGCUAAUGCAAAAUAUUCACAUUUCUACAGACUGUGCCUCUAGAAAAACUUAAAACACGGAAAAAUAAGAGAGUUUAGAGGGAGGAGGUAAUCGAACUGUCUUUAACCAACCAAUUAUUAACAGGAUCAUGAAAUUAACAUCAAAUAAACGAGGAAAAAUCAUCUGGAUUAAAGUAAAUUUCAUCAUGUAAUGCUGUGAAAACCACAAUAUAUUUGCACUAAUUCACAUAGAUGUAUAAAUUAUUACUCAUUAUAGAUCUAAAAAUGAUGUGCAGCAUCAAAAUAACAAACUGCAUAAAUUAAAACAGCAAUAAAGACAAAAAAGAGAGGUUAUCACAGUGAAAAAGUUCUAAAAAAGUCAAAUAAAUGUCGACGAUAAGCCUGAUUAGGAAGUAGGCGCAGCAUGUAGAUUAUUUAUGAUUUUCCAUGUGAAGUAACGGCGUUAAAUUUCACUCCAGUGUUAAAGUAUCCUGAGAGGAACUUUUUAAGGGAUAGUUUAGUUUUUGUAACGACUCCUCCAAAAGUAGAAACACCAAAAGAUCACCUGAUUCAAAGACACAGUGGUGCUAUUAUCCUCUUAGUCAAAGAAAUAUAUAAUAAUCUAAAAAUUUAACUGAUAAAAGUUGUAAAAAUAAUAUGUCAAUAAAAAUAAAAUACAAAGAACAAAUGUGAGUUUU
This is a messenger RNA of Xyrichtys novacula (pearly razorfish), 16155 nucleotides long. Lineage: Eukaryota; Metazoa; Chordata; Actinopteri; Labriformes; Labridae. The record is from the annotation of a GenBank genome assembly.